This is a messenger RNA of Myzus persicae (green peach aphid), 1337 nucleotides long. Its product is annotated as inositol monophosphatase 1-like. The transcript has 6 exons. Gene Ontology annotation, biological process: phosphatidylinositol phosphate biosynthetic process; inositol metabolic process; signal transduction. Lineage: Eukaryota; Metazoa; Arthropoda; Insecta; Hemiptera; Aphididae. Gene Ontology annotation, molecular function: inositol monophosphate 1-phosphatase activity. The record is from RefSeq and is a predicted model, not a curated record.
ACUACACAAGUUGUAAAGAGUGUUAUAUAAUUUAAAGAUAAGAAAUUAGUACAGUUUAUUACACGGACCACUUAGGUAGUGAAAGUUAAAAUAUACAUUUUAUUUUUCAAAUUGUUUGUGGCACAUAAAAUAAAUUAUUAAUUUUAUCGUAACAAUUAAAAACUAUGGUUGACAUACAUCAAUAUUAUAGUGAUGCACUAAAAAUUGUUUUGGAGGCAGGUGAAUUGUUGUUAAAAGGUUUUAAAAGUCCAAAAGAAAUAUCAACUAAAAAAAAUGAUCAAGACUUUGUAACACAAUUCGACAAACUUAUUGAAAAAACAAUAAUCGACAACAUACUACGAUUAUACCCAAAUCAUAAAUUUAUUGCAGAAGAAAGUGCUGCAAAUAAUAUUUUAACAGAAGAGCCUACAUGGAUACUUGAUCCGAUUGAUGGAACAACUAAUUUUAUACAAGGUUUUCCAUUUUGUUGUAUUUCAUUAGCAUUGGUAAUAGAAAAUGAUAUAAAAAUUGGAAUAGUCUAUAACCCGAUAAUAAAUCAAUUAUUUACUGCUCAAAAAGGAGAAGGUGCAUAUUUGAAUAAUGAAAAAAUACAAGUGUCAAGUACUGAAGAUCUUCAAAAUGCCAUGGUUGGACAUGAUAUAUAUCUUAAAACUAGUAUAAGGAAUUUUCGUGGAUCAAGAUCUUUAGGGUCAGCAGCAAUAAGUUUAUGUUAUUUGGCAAUGGGAGCAGUAGAUAUAUGAUUUAUGAAAAGAUUGAAAUGUUGGGAUGUAGCAGCAGGAAUUCUGAUUAUCCAAGAAGCUAAAGGCAUUGUACUUGAUUCAGAAGGAGGCCAAUACAAAGACAUUAUGAAUGCUGAUGUAAUUGCUGCUUCUACAAAAAAACUAGCUGAAAAUUUUUUAAAAUUAAAAAAUGUCAAUUUUUAAUAUCAAAUUUUAAUGAUUUGGGGUAAUACUAUACAUAAUAUUCAUUAUUAUUUGAGAUGUAACAUUUGAACUUGUUAUCUUGAAGGUAAUCUAAAUAACUAUAGACAUUGUAAUGUCAUUUUUAAUAUCAAAUUUUAAUGAUUUGGGGUAAUAAAAUAUAUAAUAUUCAUUAUUAUUUGAGAUGUAACAUUUGAACUUGUUAUCUUGAAGGUUAUCUAAAUAACUAUAGACAUUGAGUAAAGAUCAAAAUAUAACUUAUAUUUCAAAUAGUGUAAAAUUUAAAGUUGCUAUAGAAAAUAUUUAUAAGAAACACUUUAAGUAACUUACUGUAAAUUUUGAAGGAAUGUUGAAAUCACUAUUGCAUCUACAAUAAUAUUGGUAGAAAUAUCAUAAUAUAACUAUCAGCUAAAGGCA